UUGUCUUCAAGAAAAUAACAAAUUCAAGCCAAAAUGGAUGACUCUUACCAAAACAAUAUAAACCAGCAGGGAGAAACGUAUCCCACAUAUGGAGGAGGAGAGUACACUUACCCCUAUCAGACAGACUACCCUCCUCAGGAGGAGGAAGAUGCUGCUAGUGAUGACACAGAGGGGCAUGAUGAAGAUGAGCAGAUGUACGAGGGCGAGUACCAAGGCAUCCCUCAUCCGGACGAGGUCAAGGAGGCACGGAGAGCCGCCCGAAGGGAGGCCCGCAUGAAGGCCAGGAUGGCAGCUGAGGUCGAGGAGGAAACGUUGCCUGAGCAAUACGAGUCCAUCAUGGAAGACUGCGGUCACGGCCGCUUCCAGUGGACCCUCUUCACGGUGCUGGGUCUGGCCCUGAUGGCUGAUGGGGUGGAGUGCUUCGUAGUGAGUUUCGCCCUGCCCAGUGCUGAGAAGGACAUGUGCCUGUCGAAUGCUGACAAGGGCAUGCUGGGUUUAAUAGUGUACGUGGGGAUGAUGAUCGGAGCUGUCCUGUGGGGCGGUCUGGCUGAUAAACUGGGCAGACGACAGUGUUUACUCUACGCACUGGCCAUCAACUCCAUCUUCUCCUUCCUGUCCUGUUUUGCACAGGGCUACGGGAUCUUCAUCUUCUUCAGACUCUGCUCAGGAAUCGGGAUCGGCGGGUCAAUCCCUGUUGUGUACACGUACUACGCAGAGUUCCUGCAGAUGGAUAAGAGAGGAGAACAUCUCAGCUGGCUGUGUUUGUUCUGGAUGCUCGGAGGACUGUAUGCUUCCUUCACCGCAUGGGGAAUCAUCCCACAUUAUGUUUUGGAAUUUCAGACUGCAAGACACGAUGAGGCCUGGAUGAUCCUGAAGCAGGUUCACGACACUAACUGGAGGGCGAAGGGAGAGCCAGAGAGAGCGUUUCAAGUUUCACAGAUCAAAACGCCUCAAACGCAGGAUGACGAGUUCAUAGAGAUUCAGAGUGAAACUGGCACUGCCUUCCAGAGAUUCAUGGUCAGACAGAUGACCCUGGUUAAACAGGUCAUGAAGAACAUGAUGUCGCUGGCCGCACCUGAUCUCAGACUCCAUGGUUUGUUCAUUGCUAUUGUGUGGUUUACGAUGGCCUUCAGCUAUUAUGGCCUGGGAGCGUGGUUUCCUGACCAGAUCAAGUACCUCCAGUUUGAGGAGUACGAGUCCAAUGUCAAGAUCUUUCAUCGUGAGAAAGUGGAACGCUUUCAUUUCAACUUCACUCUGCAAAAUCAGGUCCACAAGGAGGGGGAGUAUAUCCAUGACAGGUUUAUCAACAUAGAAAUAAGAAACGUGAAGUUUGAGGAAUCACUCUUUGAGAACUGUUAUUUUGAGGACAUCAGAUCAACAGACACCUUCUUUGAGAACUGCACCCUUAAAAACACAGUCUUCUACAAUACUGACCUGUGGGAAGAUUCCAAGUUCAUUAACUGUAAGCUGGAAAAUACAACAUUUCUGCACCCCAAAAAGGGCUGUCAUCUAAAUAUCCAAGAGGAAAAUGACACCCUGAUCUAUCUGGUCAGCUUCCUGGGCAGUUUGUCUGUAUUACCGGGCAACAUCAUAGCAGGCCUAUUAAUGGAUAAAAUAGGACGACUUAAAAUUAUAGGGGGGUCCAUGUUAGGCUCGGCUGGCUGCACAUUCUUCGUGCUCCUGUGCUUCAGUCAGUGGGCUGUCGUCCUCUUCCACUGCCUCUUCUUCGCAGCCAGUGCUGCAGCUUGGAACGGCAUUGAGGUCGUCACAGUGGAGCUCUAUCCAACCUCGAAAAGAGCCACAGCUUUCGGUGUGCUGAAUGGCACAUGUAAACUGGCAGCUAUCAUUAGCACUUUCAUCUUUGGCAAGUUUAUCGGCAUCACCAAGAUCAUCCCCAUCAUCCUGUCCUUCUCAGCGCUAGUGUGCGGAGGACUGCUAGCGUUUAAGUUGCGUGAGACACGAGAGGUCAUUCUUCAGUGAAAAAGCCAAACUCCUCAAGGCCUCAGCGUUGGGUCCAGCUGGACACUGGAUGACCACAUGUUGGACUGCAGAACACUGCCAGCUAAAGGGCUGAAUCAUGUCAAGCUGAUAUGGUGUCAUGUUAGAACCAUUGUACCGUAGUAUUACUUUCA
Messenger RNA from Sinocyclocheilus anshuiensis, 2132 nucleotides. RefSeq names its product synaptic vesicle glycoprotein 2B-like. The record is from RefSeq and is a predicted model, not a curated record. Gene Ontology annotation, biological process: transmembrane transport. Gene Ontology annotation, cellular component: neuron projection; synaptic vesicle membrane. Gene Ontology annotation, molecular function: transmembrane transporter activity. The transcript is spliced from 11 exons. Bases 34 to 1980 code for a protein of 648 amino acids. Lineage: Eukaryota; Metazoa; Chordata; Actinopteri; Cypriniformes; Cyprinidae.